AACUUCCUGCGAAAGGCUUGCGCGGGGAAUCCGCGUCCUGUUUUCCCUAUAAAAACCCCAUUCCACGGUUUUUGGCCCCAAAGACGAGAGAGGGAGAUUACUCGAGAGAGAAAGAUUAUUCGAUUUCACCAACGGACAUCAAUGGGGCUAAACAACGAGGAAAGGAAGCCCAGGUUCCUCUGUCUACACGGCUUUCGUACAAGCGCGGAGAUUCUCAGGAAGCAGGUCUGUAAAUGGCCGGAAUCCGUGCUCGAAAAGCUCGAUCUCGUCUACCUCGAUGCACCUUUCCCGGCAGAAGGGAAAUCUGACGUGGAAGGGAUUUUCCCCCCUCCCUAUUACGAGUGGUUCCAGUUCAACCCUGUAUUUACAGAGUAUAAGAACUUUGAUGAGUGUCUUGCAUACAUAGAAGAUUUCAUGGUAAAGGAGGGCCCUUUUGAUGGUCUUUUGGGUUUCUCUCAGGGUGCGAUUCUGUCGGCUGCUUUGCCGGGCCUGCAAGCCAAGGGUUUGGCACUUACGAAGGUUCCAAAAAUAAAGUUUGUGAUAAUUAUUGGAGGGGCAAAGUUCGCUUCCCCAACUCUCGCUGAGAAGGCCUACUCAUCCCUGAUACAGUGCCAGUCCGUUCACUUCCUAGGUGAGACGGAUUUCUUAAAGCCACAUGGGACCACGCUGUUGGAAUCAUUCGUGGAGCCUGUUGUCAUUCAUCACCCAAAGGGCCACACCGUACCAAGGCUCGAUGAGAAGGGUUUGGAGACAAUGCUCGAUUUCGUAAAGAGGAUUCAAAUAGUUGUAGCCUGCGAUGGACCUGUAAUUGCUACCGAAGAAAAGGAAAUACACUUAUAGUAGAAUGGCCAAGUUCUCAUACCAUUAAAAAAAAAAAAUCAGUUUUAUUGGAUUUGUCCUCCCUCAUUUUAUUUUUCAACUUCUUUUAUGGCACUGAGAAACUAGCCAACUGGGAGGUGAAUGCUAUUUAUGCGGAUGAAGAUAAUUUGAAGUUAGAUGUCAGAUGCAGUUAUGUAAUCUCCACAGUUCCUUGUAAUAGUACACAUGGCCGAUGUGUUUUGUCA
Molecule: messenger RNA, 1064 nt
Organism: Magnolia sinica
Lineage: Eukaryota; Viridiplantae; Streptophyta; Magnoliopsida; Magnoliales; Magnoliaceae
Exons: 6
Coding region: 142-840 (232 amino acids)
Source: RefSeq, a predicted model, not a curated record